Messenger RNA from Drosophila busckii, 447 nucleotides. RefSeq names its product snaclec mucetin subunit beta. The coding region runs from base 1 to 447 and encodes 148 amino acids. NCBI's taxonomy places the organism in Eukaryota, Metazoa, Arthropoda, Insecta, Diptera, Drosophilidae. The transcript is spliced from 2 exons. The record is from RefSeq and is a predicted model, not a curated record.
AUGAAGUCUAUUGUUGUUAUUUGGCUAAUGUGCUUUGCUCUUUGGGCUCUGGCAGAGGAUACCGCUACCACUACCAAUACCGAUGAAACUGAUAAAUAUGUUUUGUAUAACUUUGUAAAGGCAAAUUGGUUCCGUGCCCAGGCCAUUUGCGCCUCCCAGAAUUAUACUUUGAUCAGCAUUCCCACAUAUAAAGUGAAUGAAGAAAUAAACACUUACUUGCUUAACUCCACCGAAAUAAUCGACGAACCCAUUUGGGCCUCAGGCUCUAACCUGGCCAAUGUCAAUAGAUGGAGUUGGUACAGCACUGGAGCUACAUUCACCUUUCGCAGAUUCAGUAGUCCACCUGGCACUGCUCCACGUUGCGUUGCCCAUAAUGGACUCACCGGGGACUGGACUGCCUUAAGUUGCACUUCUGAACGUUAUUUUAUGUGCGAAAAGAGAUGCUAA